AUGGAGGAUGAGCGCCUAUGGAACAGCCUGCUGGGAGAAGGAAUUGAAGCCCACAGUGAGCUCAGAGCAACUUUCUUGACACCAUGGCAUUUGGCAGUCUCUGUACUUGAUGAGGCUGAUGCAAUUACAGUCUUUCGUCAGUUGGUGUCUGGAGAACCUGAGAUCUUUUACGAGCAGCAGGGACGUUUACUCUGGCGCUGGAUAGGGCGUAAUCAAGAUCUCUUGCAACGGGUGCAGGCACGCUUGCUCUCCAAAUGCAGGAGAGUGGAGGCUUACAUGGCUCCACCCGUGUCUGCCGCCGAGGUCUAUGACGCUGUUUCCAGUCACCAUGUGGUCUUGAAGAAGGUGGUACGACGCUCUCAGCGCAGGUGGCUUACUGCAGGAUCAGGGACGUUAGCUGAGAUAGAGCAAAAGAGUAAGCAAUUUUGGGGAAAUAUUCUGCUGGGAUAUAUGGUAGAGGCCCAGUUACCCUUCAGUCAGCUACCGGUGGCAGAUGAGUCUCAAAGGCGUGAGAUUGCAUUGCGGGCUUUUGGAGCAAGGCGCUCCAAGACGCUGAGGAACAGGGCCAGAUGCUGGAGGAAGGCUAGGGAUUGGUUUCUCUCCUUCAAAGGUACAGCUUUCCCGACCAGUAAUUUGGACGUUGUGGGUUAUAUGAUCUUUCUAGAACAGGAAGUGGGCGCCAAGAGUUGCAUCAAUGAUUUUCUGGCUGCCCUGUCAGUGCUUGAGGAUGCGGGUCAGGUAUCAGUUUCAAAUCAGCUCUGCAAGGAUAGACUGGUUCUGGCAGCAUCGAAGAGCUACGUUGCCUCGGCUCCUUCGGGACAAAAGCAGGCGCCACCUUUGACAGUCGCCAUGUUGAUCUCUUUGGAAUUGUACGUCUGCGAUCGUCGAAAUCCCAUGUAUGCUAGAUGCCUGGCGUGGGCCUGCCUCUUGUGCGUGUGGGCCUGUAUGAGGAUUUCAGACUUGCAGGGCAUUGACAUGUCGCGGCUAAAAUUGUUUUCAGCAGGUUUGAGGGGCAGCCUGGUGAGGACGAAGACUACAGGGAGCGAUAAGAAGGUGGCGGAGGUUCCGUUCUUCGUUAGGCGCGAUGCCAACCUUUCUGGCUCGGACUGGCUUCGAAUUGGGCGUCAGCUCUGGGUCGAUCUAGGCCACUUGAACCGUGAUUUCCUGGUGUGGCAGACUGGGGCAGCUAUGGAUGAGCCGAGGCUUCGGUAUGCAGCUCCCGAAGUCAUUGCCGGUUACAUGAGGAAUGUUUGGGCACACUUGAGGGUUCCUGAAAAGAAGUUUGGGCGUCAGCGCUGGGAGCUUAAGGAGGACGCUUGGCUUCUGGCGGGUGACUGCUACAUGUUCUGGAGUGGGCAUAGCAUGCGUCAUUUUCUUCCGACAGUUUCAGCGAUCUUUGGUGAGCCGAAGGACAGGCGAGACUAUCUAGGGCGUUGGCAUGUGGGCUUGCAUCAGAGUGCUGACUAUUUACACACAUGUCGUCAGAUCGUCCUGGAUGUUCAGAAGCUUGUGUGCGACAAACUGUGUGGCGGAAAGCCCGGCUAUGACGAGGAUGAGCUCUUUGCGGAACUGCGGCAGUGGCUUGUCGUCAGGGGUUGUGAUCCUGACCCGGUGGUGAAAUCGCAUAUGAUUAUGAGGCUGGUGGAUGGGGCGAGGGUCCUCAACCAACGCUGGCCAAUGAUCGGCGGAUUCGGUGAGGCCGAGGCCGACGUUUCUCUACCGGAGGGCCAGGAGGAGGGAGCCCAAGGACAAGCCUCCCCCUUCUGGGUCAGCGUGAGCCGAAAGUCGGGGCAGGAGACUUCACAUUCGCAAUCAGUGCUGGGUGUCGCCUUGGAGCUGCCGUCAGGUGGAGGACGUCUGGAAGGUCACAGAGAAUUCCGCAGACAGCUUUUGUCGACUAUGUUACCGAGAUCGGACAGAAACCAGCUCCAGCUCAGGUGA
Messenger RNA from Symbiodinium natans, 1941 nucleotides. Lineage: Eukaryota; Dinophyceae; Suessiales; Symbiodiniaceae. The record is from the annotation of a GenBank genome assembly.